This is a messenger RNA of Fimicolochytrium jonesii, 1478 nucleotides long. RefSeq names its product mitochondrial carrier protein. The record is from RefSeq and is a predicted model, not a curated record. Gene Ontology annotation, molecular function: phosphate transmembrane transporter activity. Gene Ontology annotation, cellular component: mitochondrial inner membrane. NCBI's taxonomy places the organism in Eukaryota, Fungi, Chytridiomycota, Chytridiomycetes, Spizellomycetales, Powellomycetaceae. Gene Ontology annotation, biological process: mitochondrial phosphate ion transmembrane transport. The coding region runs from base 246 to 1184 and encodes 312 amino acids. The transcript is spliced from 7 exons.
AUCCCCAGCGUACUGCCUUUUCCCUCAAACUCAGCGCAGUAUCUGUGGCAAAGAGUCCGAGAGAUCCCAACGACACCACCGGGUUGCCACAGCGUUUGGUGUUCGGAAAGACCCGGGUGACAAUAAAUCGCUCGAAAUAGCGCGUUGGCUUGUUUGGGCGCGUCGUUCAACAAUCCGCUCCCUUCUUCAUCGCCCCCAUCCCUCAUCGUAUCGCUUUUCCCAGCGACUAAGAUUACGGCGCAGACAUGUCGAUCAUCAACAAGCCUUGGGACGCCCGCUAUGCCGGUGCCGUGCCCCACGACUCCUCCUACUACGCCAAGUGCAUGCUUGGUGGUGUCCUCGCUUGCGGUCUGACCCACGCUGCCAUCACUCCUAUGGAUGUGACGAAGUGCAACAUGCAGGUCAACCCAGCGAAAUACAAGGGUCUCGCCUCCGGUUUCCGCACCAUCAUUGCUGAGGAGGGUGCCAGCGCGAUCUGGAAGGGAUGGGCACCUACUCUCAUUGGGUACUCUGCUCAAGGUGCUUUCAAGUACGGACUGUACGAGUACUUCAAGGACACGUACUCCAAUCUUCUCGGCAAAGAGAACGCCGAAAAGUACAAGGGUUUGGUGUGGUGCGCUGGUUCCGCUUCCGCCGAGUUCUUUGCGGACAUCGCCCUUUGCCCCAUGGAGAUGGUGAAGGUCAAGGUCCAGACCUCCGUUCCCGGAACUUUCCCUACCGCUUUCGGGCCCGCCCUCGCCACAAUGCGUGCUGACAGCGCUGUCACCCGCUUCCCCUUCGGAUCCCUCACCCCUCUGUGGUCUCGCCAGAUUCCCUACACCGUUGCCAAAUUCUUCUUCUUCGAGAAGGCUGUGCAAUUCUUCUACUCCAACAUCUUCACCGCCCCCAAGGAAACCUACUCUAAGAGCACCCAGCUUGGGAUUACCUUCGCCUCUGGUUACUCCGCCGGUAUCAUUUGCGCUAUCGUUUCCCACCCAGCUGACUCUCUCGUCUCGUUGAUGUCCAAGCCCGCUAACAAGGGCAAGGGUCUCGGACAAAUCGCCUCCGAGACCGGUCUCGUGAACCUCGCUACCAAGGGUCUGGGAACUCGUGUGCUCAUGAUCGGUACCCUCACUGGUCUCCAAUGGUGGAUCUACGACACGUUCAAGACCGUCAUGGGCAUGGGCACCUCUGGUGGAAAGUAGAGUUAGAAAAGCGAUUGAUAUUUAUUCUACUUUACUUUGUUCAUACAUUCGAACCCUUCACCGAACUCAGCCCACGAUUCUCAUACCUUUCGAACUUAAUCAAUCAGUUGUCCACUCUUAUCUCACCCGCGUUUCUCAUACAAUCUCGGUUUUGCCCCAUCGGUUUUCUGUGCUCAUGAGUCGUCCUGAUGGUCGUUUGACCAUGAUCAACGACGCCGGAGGGGGAUACUCCGAUCAUACUCGUCUCUGCGAUCCUACGUUGGUAGUCUAAUAGCACGGGUCAGAAAAGAAGAU